AUGGGAAUGAAGAGCACGCAGGUGCAGGUUCUCGCCGUGCUGCUGCUGGCGUGCGCCGUCGCCGCCCAGGAGUCGGCGGGGUCGGAGGCGGAGAGGAGGCGCCUCCUGGCCAACGGGCUCGGCAACACUCCACCCAUGGGGUAGGCAUCAUCUCGACGUGACUUCCAUGGAGGGAAGAUAUGUCCUGUAAAACAUGAGAGUGAUUCUCUUCUGCUCUUCUCACUGCUCGUCUGCAUGUGUAUCUUAUCUAUUGCAGGUGGAACAGCUGGAACCAUUUCCACUGCAUCAUCAACGAGACUGUCAUCAGAGAAACAGGUUGCCUUGAUGCUGCUGUUCAUCCUCUCGAUUAGUCAAACUUUCUAGAUGUAAAAACUGCUUUAAUCGUAGUUCUUCGCUGAUGAAACAGCUGACGCAUUGGUUUCCACUGGGCUAUCCAAGCUCGGGUAUCACUAUGUUAAUAUAGGUUUGCUACCUUCUAUAUUCAACUAACUGUUUCAACUUUAUUAUUCCUCUAAAUGGCCAUGUUGAUUUCUACUAUCAGAGAACUCUGAGGGGGGCUCAUUUUUUAUUUUUUUUCUGGUGUUCAAUAGAUGAUUGCUGGGCUGAGCUCAAUCGUGAUGCGGAGGUUUGUUUCUCUUCUGCAUUUUUUUCGUUAAGAAAGAAACACGCUUCUGUUCUUGCUUUUUUUAUUAUUAUUAUUGGAUUAUGGUGAUCAUUAUGCCGUGAUGAUCUUAGCAUCUCAGUAUAUUCUCUUUGAAACCCAGUCACAGAUCCCCCCCGCCCCAUUCCCUCCCAAAGAGGGAAAUAAAUUUAUCCCUGGACUUCUUCAUUUUUGCACCACAUUCGUCGACAUUUUAGACUGACGGUGGACAUUAAUGUCUAAAGGGAAAUCUGGUGCCAAGAAAGUCAACGUUUCCUUCAGGAAUGAAGGCUCUUGCGGAUUAUGUUCACAGCAAAGGGCUCAAGUUGGGGAUCUACUCAGAUGCAGGGUACUAAAUAGCGAUCUUCAUCAGUGACCCCCCUUGAGCUCUGAUAAACUAAUAAUCUUCGAGAAGUUCUGAGGGGAUUCUUGUCGUUGGCAGGUACCUAACCUGCAGCAAGACCAUGCCAGGCUCACUAGGCUAUGAGCAGAAGGAUGCCGAUGCCUUUGCUGCUUGGGUAAGAUUCGGCUUCCAUGGGAUUCCCAGAGAUUAACUUCUCUCAAGCUUUGGAAUUAGUUUCUUCUCGAUUUUAAACAAUAAUAAUCAUAAAGAUCAUUCUUCGAAUAUAUCACCCAUACAGGUCUUUUUUCUUGGGCAAGACUGUAAUUCCAUGGAUUAAUGUCUUCGCUAUUUUUUCAAAAUGAAUAAUCUUGAUCACCCUUCAGAAGCGUUACCCAUGGAGGCCUUCCCUAUCUUUUGGAACACCUUGAGGGUUAUCUUCUAAUGGCGGCUCUGGUGUGUGUGCAGGGCAUUGAUUAUCUCAAGUACGACAAUUGCAACAACGGAGGCUCAAGACCCACAGUGCGGUGAUCGCCCUUUCUUGACCAUUCUGCCUGUUCACACCGUUAAAAUCUCAGGGUCCUCGUACUGAUUAUCAUUAUAUUAUUUCUAUUUUUAGGUAUCCUGUGAUGACCAGAGCUCUCAUGAACGCAGGACGCCCGAUCUUCUUCUCCCUUUGUGAAUGGUACCGAGCGUUUCAGCCAGCAUUAUUUCCAGUAGUAAUGAUUAAAAGCGUUUGAUAAAUUUUAAAAUUAUUUGGAAAAACCCAUUACUUAUAUAUAUAUAUAUAUAUACUUUAAAUGUAUAAAUUGAUGUAUUAUCCUGGACCAGGGGGGAUCUGCAUCCAGCCCUAUGGGGGUUCAGGAUAGGCAACAGCUGGAGAACCACUAAUGACAUAAAUGAUUCAUGGGAGAGGUAAAGAUCUUAGCUUUAAUAUUAGCUUUAACAUCAUUUUGAUGAAAAUUGAUUUUCUAUAUAUAUAAAAAAAAAUCUUGCAGCAUGGUUUCCAGAGCUGACGAGAAUGAGGUGUAUGCUGACUACGCAAGACCCGGUGGCUGGAAUGGUUGGUUCUUUGCUGUCUUUGGAAACUUUUCCUGGAAAUUAGGUACUCAGCUUACAAGAAGAAGAAAAAAUCCGUUUUUUAUUGCUUGGUUUCUUUCUUCAGACCCAGACAUGCUUGAAGUCGGCAAUGGAGGAAUGACUAAAGGCGAGUACAUCGUGCACUUCAGCCUCUGGGCCAUUUCCAAGGUGCUAUAAUAGCCCAAAAAGUCAACAUAUUAUCCCAAAUAUGCACCAUUUCCAGUUAUUCCAUGUUCUUCCACAGGCCCCGCUCUUGAUUGGAUGCGAUGUGAGGAACAUCACCGGGGAAACCAUGGAGAUCCUCUCCAACGAGGAGGUCAUUGCCAUCAACCAAGGUAGAGAUGUUCUUCCAAGCGGGAUCUAAUGAGGAAUAUUCACUGUGGGGAUUUGAAUUGUUCAAAGGAGGAAAAGACAGGCAUUGGCUCAGAUUAUUGACAUGAUCUUGCUGUCCGACGUCUUUGAGCAGAUCCCCUUGGCGUUCAAGCGAAGAAGGUCAGGAUGGAAGGAAACCAGGAGGUACAGCUCUGAAUCUGAAUCAGGUCGCAUGAAAUCUGUGCUCUCUGUGUUUGUCCCUAGGCAUCUGCGGCGACUGAAUCAGUUCGUCUCCUCAGAUCUGGGCGGGCCCGCUCUCCGGAUAUAGAACCGCUGUUCUCCUCUUGAACAGAGGCGAAGAAGACAGCGAGCCCAUCACCGCCAAUUGGGACGACUUGGGUAUUCCCCCUGAUACACUGGUAGAAGCGAGAGAUGUCUGGAAGGUGAGCUCCGAGAGCUGCUCAAGUUUCUCCAAAUCCCCUUUCUUUCUGCAUUCCUCUUCUUUGUGAUCUGCCUUGACCUUUCUUCUUCUUUUUUUAUCAUGGGCUGUCGAAUUGUGACUCUAUUUUGCGUGGAUUCCUGCAGCAUGAGACGAUGAAGCAGUACCUGAAGAACGAACUGACCACAACUGUAGGCCCCCAUGCCUGUAAGUUGUUCAUACUCACGCCAGUAAUGCCGGCUCAGUGA
Spirodela intermedia is the source of this 3059-nucleotide messenger RNA. The record is from the annotation of a GenBank genome assembly. Lineage: Eukaryota; Viridiplantae; Streptophyta; Magnoliopsida; Alismatales; Araceae.